Centropristis striata (black sea bass) is the source of this 747-nucleotide messenger RNA. RefSeq names its product transmembrane protein 176B-like. The transcript is spliced from 6 exons. Bases 1 to 747 code for a protein of 248 amino acids. NCBI's taxonomy places the organism in Eukaryota, Metazoa, Chordata, Actinopteri, Perciformes, Serranidae. The record is from RefSeq and is a predicted model, not a curated record. Gene Ontology annotation, cellular component: membrane.
AUGUCAGUGGCAACGAACAAGAAAGAUGGGUCCACUGUGAUCACCUUGACCUCUGACCCUGUAUGUGUUUGGCGUCUUCUGUUUGGCCACCUCAAGGCACUUUGUUGCUGCAGCCCGGUGUGCUGCUCUGUGUCUGAGCACCUGAGGAGGGUCCAGGGUGGCUCUCAGUCAGCUCUGGGGGCUACGCAGAUUAUGGUUGGAGUCAUCAACAUCGUCCUUGGGAUCAUCGUUGGUAACAACAGUGGCGACUAUUGGCAUACUGUGGACGACUGGUAUCCUGUGAUGCUUGGAUUUUUGUUUGCUGCCUUCGGGACCAUGAGCAUUUUGUCUGAGAAGUACCCCAGUCCAUGCCUGGUCAUUGCUAGUGUGAUUGCAAAUCUGGCAGGAGUUGCCUUUGCCAUUGCAGCCAUCACACUCUACUGUUUCUUUGACAUGGGACUGUACGGCUUGUGCCAGCGCAGUGAUACAGAAUACUGGUUUGGAGAAUGGAUAACGAUGCCUCGAAUUCCAUCUGUUGAGGAGAAAAUCAUGAUGGAGAAAUGCAGAGAGGCUGCAACAAUGGCCAGAAAAGCAUUCUUCACCUUCCCCGCCAUGAUGUCCGUCCUCGAGCUGUGCCUCGUCAUCAGCUCUGCUGUUUUGGGCAUCAAGUCUCUGGUGAGGAGUCAGAAGGAAAACAACAAGACCUCUGUUGACCCAAAUCUCUACAGAGUACCCCUGCUGAAGGAAAUCUCCACCAUCACAGGUUAA